CGAUCACCUCCUGUGACGUGAAACAUUUUAGAAAAGAUUUUCCAUUGACGUGAACCAAUCAGAUGAGAGCUGCCGUCUGUAAGACCCUCACCAGUGUCAGUUAUUCACAGUCACUCACAGAGAUGGAGAGGUCAAGACUUGCUCUCGUCGUGCUCAUGUGUGUUUUGUUGUUCAGUCAGAACAGAAUCUCUGGAGCAGAAGUGGAGAUGAAAGUCAGACCAGGAGACAACAUCACUCUCUACUAUGAUCGCCCUGCAACUCUUGGUUCUCUCUUUGUAUGGAUCAGAAACUGCUCUCAUGAAAAUCAACCCUCUCUCAUAAUAAGUGUAGUAAGUUUGGACCUGGGGACACUUCAGCGUUUCAGCUCUGACUACAACCGCUCCAGUAAUUCUUAUGAUCUACAUAUUACUAACAUCAGUGCCUCUGAUCUGGGAGUGUAUUACUGUGCCGAAGUAGAGAAUAAAGCAUAUGAAGAUGGACGAGGCAGGGGCUACCAAUCUAAAGUGUGCUAUUAUGGAAACCGAACAACUCGUGUCUCUUUUGCAGAGGAAGUAACUCCAUGUUCUGGACUGAACAUCACCUCCACUCCUCGUGUAUCAGACUGUGUUCUCUGCUGGACACUGCUGUUCAGUGUGUGUCCGGUGUGUGUUCUCCUGUCCUCCAUCUGUGUGUACUGCCUCUGUCAGAGAAAAACUGCAGAUUCUGAGCAGAUUGGAGAGAUACUCACCGCAAAUGUUAUUAAGAGGGAUCCUACAGUGAAACAUCAGUGUGAGAAGAAUAAAACUGGAAAGAUCUGCCUCCACACUGAAGUCUCUUAUAGACUGCUGACAUCUUCAUAUCCCUAUGCCAAGAUGUGAUUCUCCUGCUCAGUUUAAACAAUGUACUGAAAACUUCCUGCUUUUUAUUGCUCUCUUUUUGUAAUCAGCAACAUCAGGUAUGAUUUCUGAACUCGCUUUUUCUCAAGCCUGCUUUAACCACAUUUACACAUGCACACACCUAACUAACUAGCAGCACAUUUAUAUAAUUGUACAAUUAUUUACAAAUACAAUUACGCAUGAUACAUAAAAAUAAAAAAUAUAUAUUUUUUUUCAAAUGUUUAAAUAAAAUACUAAUGAAAUAAAGUAUUUUUUAAAGUAUUGCUAAUACAUUUUAUUUGCACAUUUUCUGGUUGCAAAUUAUAUUUUUGUAAUGAAAUAACAUUGAUGUUUUAAAAACAACAUUAAUUCAAAAUUGUUUAUUGGAUUUAACAUAUCAAGAAAAAACAAUUAUACCUAAUUACAAUUAAUAACUGUUUAUUAGCCAGUUUGUGUGUGUGUGUUUUUUGUUUUUUUUUUGUAAAUAUGUCCUUCUGUGGUAUAAAAGCUACAUUUAGACUGAUCAGUAAAACAUUUAAAAUGAGUGACAACAACUUAAAUGCAGAUCUGUUUUCCUUUUCAGUCCAGAAUCAUAAUUACUUUCUUUGUCAUAGAAGGGAUGAGAAAAAUAAACUUUACAUUCUCUGUUCUCACACUAUCAACAGGAUGUUCGAAUGGGUUUCCUGUGUACGUUUGCCUACAGCUCAUUCUUUCUUUUUUCUUUUUCUCUCUUCCUGUGGGCAGCUAUAAGUACCAACCACAAAUGUUUCCACUGGACUCUAUCAACAGAAAUGCACAAAUUGAAAGAAAAAUGAAAAAUGAAGCACUCCAUUCAAAAUAUCACAAACGUGUCUCAAAAACAUUAAAAAAUGUCUUACAUUGCAAACACCUUUGCCAUAAUAU
Megalobrama amblycephala (Wuchang bream) is the source of this 1757-nucleotide messenger RNA. RefSeq lists its product as uncharacterized. The transcript has 5 exons. The record is from RefSeq and is a predicted model, not a curated record. The coding region runs from base 63 to 857 and encodes 264 amino acids. NCBI's taxonomy places the organism in Eukaryota, Metazoa, Chordata, Actinopteri, Cypriniformes, Xenocyprididae.